AGAACAAAAGCCCAGAACCAAAAGAACCUCAACAAAAACAUAAAAAAAAAAAAAUGCUCAUAAUCGGCCUAACAGGCUCAAUCGCCACCGGCAAAUCCACCGUCUCCAACUUCCUCUCCUCACCCCCCUACUCCAUCCCCAUAGUGGACACCGACCUACUCGCCCGCCAAGUCGUCGAACCAGGAACCCCCGGCUACAAAGCAAUCGUCAACUACUUCGGCCCCAGUACCCCCGACCUCCUCCUCCCGCCAUCUCCAGAUGAUCCGACUGGCUCUAAACGGCCCCUGAACCGGCCGGCGCUCGGCCGGCGCGUGUUUGGCACCACGGAGGAGCGCAAGCGCGAUCGCAUGAUCCUCAAUAAAAUCGUCCACCCGGCUGUCCGUUGGGAGGUCUAUAAAUCCCUCCUUUACUAUUAUAUCCGGGGCCAUUGGGCUGUGGUCCUUGAUGUUCCGCUUCUGUUUGAAAGUGGGAUGGAUUUCAUCUGCGGGACGGUGAUUGUUGUCGGGGUGAGGGAUCCGGAGGUGCAGAUGGCGAGACUGCGUGCGCGGGACCCGCAUUUGAGUGCGGAGGAUGCGGAGAAUCGUGUGAAGAGUCAGGGUGAUGUGAAGGGGAAGGUGGAGAAGGCUGAGUUUCGGGGUACGCAGUCUGCGCGGGGUGUUAUUGUUUGGAAUGAUGGGGAUAAGAGCGAUUUGGAGAAGGAGGUGAGGAAGGCUGUUAGUACUAUCUCGGGCACAAGUCCGAGAUGGUGGGCUUGGUGUUUGCUUUUGGCGCCGCCGUUGGGAGUUGGUGCUGCUGUUUGGAAUAUGGCGGUUAAUUUUGUGACGCAGAAGGGUUGGGAGAAGAGGGCUAAGGAGGAGAAGGCUAAAUUGUAGAUUUAUUCUGUUACUUUUUAUAUUUUUGAGGCUUGUGCUUGGGUGUUGGCUUUUGGGUGAUUGGCGCUGGUUUGGGGAGUUCGUUUCGUGUAUGGCUUUAGCUGAUGGAGUACUACAAAGACUAUAUCUUAUGUUAUACCCUUUUACUUCCUUGGAA
Aspergillus caelatus is the source of this 1029-nucleotide messenger RNA. Its product is annotated as putative dephospho-CoA kinase. Gene Ontology annotation, molecular function: dephospho-CoA kinase activity; ATP binding. Lineage: Eukaryota; Fungi; Ascomycota; Eurotiomycetes; Eurotiales; Aspergillaceae. The record is from RefSeq and is a predicted model, not a curated record. Gene Ontology annotation, biological process: coenzyme A biosynthetic process. The transcript has a single exon. The coding region runs from base 54 to 872 and encodes 272 amino acids.